GAGGUUCAUAGAAUUGCAGCAGCGGCGUGGAGGAAGACCAAAGCGUCGGUGUUGCAAUUUUCAUCCAAAAUUCUAGAGGCAAUGAAACUCUCCUUCUCAAUCCCUAAAUCGGUCGCCAAAUCCACAUCUAAACCUAAACCUUCCUCUGAAUCCAAUACUGUUAGCCAAAACAGUGGCGCUGUAAAAGAAUAUGUCACUGAAUUUGAUCCCUCAAAAACCCUACCCAGUUCCAAUCGGAAUCUCAUCAUCCCCCCUAAAGAGAACGAAUGGAGGCCUCACAAGCGUAUGAAGAACCUCGACCUCCUUCCCACACUCAAAUCCGACAACGAAGGCCUUCGCUUCGAGAUCGCCACCGAUGGCCACGGCGAGGACGAUAAGAGUAUGUCCUACGGUCUCAAUAUACGGCAGCAAAGCAGCACUGAUGGGGACAAUGGCGAUGGUGACGAAGGAGUCAAAUCUUACCAGAAAGUCGAAACUACUGAGAAUUUGUUGUUGGAGAAGUUGAAGUACGAUCUCCAGCGGUUGCCUGAGGAUCGAGGAUUUGAGGAGUUUAAGGAUGUACCGGUGGAAGGCUUUGGCGCGGCUUUACUGGCUGGCUAUGGUUGGCAUGAAGGCAGAGGUAUCGGAAGAAAUGCUAAGGAAGAUGUUAAAGUCAAGCAAUACCACAAGAGGACUGAUAAAGAAGGUUUGGGUUUUGUUCCUCCUGCUUCUAAUACUACUAGUACUAGUGUUAAGGAUAGAGACGGGCAAAACGAGAGGAAAAGAGAAAGAGUUAAGGACGGACAUGGUGAUGGUUUCUUUGUUGGUAAAGAUGUCAGAGUUAUUGCCGGUGGAAAAGGCAUUUUGGGUUCAAAGGGUAGAAUUUCAAAGAGACUAGAUGAUGCUAAGCUUUCAGAAACAACGGAGGAACUAAAACUGCGUGUUUCUGAUAUCGCUGAUUUGGGCUCUAAGGAAGAAGAGAAGUGCUUAAGGAAGUUGAAAACGUUACAAAUAGAAGGAAAGCAAUCAAAGGAUAGGGACAGUGAAAAGCGCAUUAUUGAACCAAUUAGAGAAAGCAGAGAAAGUAUGAGGAGAGACAGUGGUCAAGAGAAGGAUGACAGAAAGCGAUGGCUCAGAAAUCAUAUUCGGGUCAGAAUUAUAAGCAAGGACUUGAAAGGAGGCAGAUUUUAUUUGAAGAAGGGGGAGGUGGUAGAUGUGGUUGGGCCAUAUGUAUGUGAUAUAUCGAUGGAUGAGACUAAGGAAUUGGUACAGGGAAUAGAUCAGGAUCUUCUUGAGACUGCUUUACCACGGCGUGGGGGUCCUGUCCUUGUUCUCUACGGGAGGCACAAGGGAGUAUAUGGGAAAUUGGUUCAGAGGGAUUUGGACCAAGAGACUGGGGUUGUGCAAGAUUCUGAUUCUCAAGAAUUGCUCAAUGUCAAACUUGAACAAAUUGCAGAGUAUCUUGGAGAUCCCAGCUACAUUGGAUAUUGAUGCUCCUGCAUCUCCAGUCCAUGCUGCCAAUAGAUGAUUCUGACUUUGAGGACUUGAAUGAGGGUCCUGCCAAAGACGGAGUGGACAGGAAGGAAGUUGAAGGUGGUGUUGACCUGGGAGAUAACCCAGAUAAUGCAGGAACUCCAGAUGAAAAACUCCCACCAGAAGGUGACAUGCUUCCAAUCUCAAGUUCAUCUCCAAGCUCUAAAACUUUGACACCAAGGUCGAGUUCGGCAUCUGUAGCAUUUGUCUCGGUUAAAAGACCUGCACCCUCAACAGCAGCAUUCAUCUCAGUUAAAAGACCGGUAACCUCAACUUCUAGUACAACGGGUACAAGUCUUCAUUCUGCAGAAUCUGAAAUGGACAGUGGCAACAAAGAGGAAUCAUUUUUCAAUUUGCUCGCUGGGGGAAGCCUUAAAGAUAGUCUAUUCUAAAUUUCUGAUGUUUAGAUCAAUCAAAUGGGGUAAUUCCUUUGAUUAAAAAGAUGUUUUUCACACAUGCCAAAUAUUGGUUUAGAUUCAUUAAGAGGAGAUUUCAUCAUCUACUUGUACAUAUGAGGUUAAAGAGGAGUUGUUCUUUGUGCUUGAGUGAGCGUAUCAGGAUGCAGAACAAAAUGAAAAUACAACUUAAAUAUGAAAAAUAAUUGGUACAAAUAUGCCACUUGUUAGUUUUUCA
This is a messenger RNA of Manihot esculenta (cassava), 2145 nucleotides long. Its product is annotated as protein MOS2-like. Bases 82 to 1470 code for a protein of 462 amino acids. Gene Ontology annotation, biological process: mRNA splicing, via spliceosome. The transcript is spliced from 2 exons. The record is from RefSeq and is a predicted model, not a curated record. Gene Ontology annotation, molecular function: nucleic acid binding. NCBI's taxonomy places the organism in Eukaryota, Viridiplantae, Streptophyta, Magnoliopsida, Malpighiales, Euphorbiaceae. Gene Ontology annotation, cellular component: spliceosomal complex.